AUGAACUGCCCGCCCCGAACAAGAUAUUCGGUGCUGGUUCUCGCCUGCUUGCUGUCUUGCACCGUUGCGGAAGGCGGUGACGAAGUCGGAGAUCCUUCAAUUCAUCGCCAUCUCCGACCAAGACCCGAGCCCGAGUCCGCCACCUCAGAGCAGCUCGGAAACCGCGAACUCAACGUCUUCGGUCGGGAUGGACGACAAGAGGUGACCGACCCAAGCGGGUAUCCGUACAGCACCGUGGGCUUGUUGACCUGGAAUGACGACGUCACGUGCACGGCGACGCUGGUGGCGACAAACAUCGUGCUGACGGCAGCAGAAUGCGUCCUCGACUCUGACGGUGAGCUGCGUGGCGAUUCUUCAGACUCCUCCACUUUCAGCCUGCCUCAAGCGACGGAAGUUCGGACGUCGUUGGUGUCCCGAGUCCAUAAGCAGUCGGACUACUGGACCAAGUGGACCAAAAACACGUACGUGCUGGUUGAGCUCGACGACGAUCUUGGCAGUGUGAAUGGUGUGCUACAGUUGCCAACGGCAAAUUCGUUCGCGGAAGACGCUCCCAUGAAAGUUCAGCUUGUCGGCUACGGGGGCGACUUCGAAUCCGAGAGUUUCCAGCGCUGCAAAAUACACUUCCCCAGUGAGUUUGACGGGCCGGAUUAUAUGCUCCAUCACGACUGCGACGUGUCCACAAAGCGUUCGCCGGGAUCACCGAUGCUAAUUCGCUCCACAGCUCUCGACACGUACAUUAUGGGGAUCCACACGAACGCAAUCGGAGACGACCAGAUCGAGGAGGGAGUCGACAACGUUUAUCCGUCGUACAAUGACACCGUUGCAAAUCGAGGUGUACUUGGCUCGUUCGUCGAGCCUCACUUGUCAUUCCUGCUAGAGCAGACCGAAUCGUCGUCAUCUUCAUCGGAAGCAUCUUCCGCGUUUGAAGGAAGUAGCUCCGAGAGCGACACCUCUACGUCUUCAAGCAGCGACUUCGUUUAUAGCUCAGCGCCAAAUGGUGGUAGCAGUCAAGGACAGGACAACCAAGCUGACGCAGGCGCAAGCGCAGCCCUGGCUCCACCAUCCGCCUCGUCAUCCUCGGCAGAAAUCUCGGUGGCAGCACCACACCUCGGCAUCGCAGCAACAGCUGCAUACUCGUGCAUUGGCCUGGUUUGUGCAUCCUGGCUGGCCAUCAUAUUUGUUGCCGCUCGCAGAAUCCGGUCGAAUCGCUGA
Molecule: messenger RNA, 1212 nt
Organism: Phytophthora sojae
Lineage: Eukaryota; Oomycota; Peronosporomycetes; Peronosporales; Peronosporaceae
Exons: 1
Coding region: 1-1212 (403 amino acids)
Biological process (GO): proteolysis
Molecular function (GO): serine-type endopeptidase activity
Source: RefSeq, a predicted model, not a curated record